AUGUUGUUAAAAUGUGUUUUAUUUUCUCUCUCUCCAGUGGUAAAAAGCAGUCUACGACAUCAGACAACAUCGCCACUAAGCAGAGUAGGGCCCACGGUGUCGCUGAGGGACGUGGAGCCAGACUUCGCGGGGCCGAUAGAAAAUGUAACAGUAGCCCUGGGAAGAGAAGCUGUGCUCACUUGCUCUGUAUCGGAUCUUGGAGACUACAAGGUGGCGUGGAUUCGAGCCGAUGACCAAACCAUACUAACUCUUCAUACGCGGCUAGUGACACACAGUCCGCGGUAUGCUGUCACCAAUGAUUCACCGCAGUCUUGGCAGCUACACAUAAGACCCUUAAAGGUUGAGGACCGAGGAUGCUAUAUGUGUCAAAUCAAUACUAGUACAAUGAAGAAGCAGAUAGGAUGUGUGGAUGUAUUAGUGCCUCCGAACAUAGUAGAUGAGGGUACAAGUGGAGACUUAGUCUCUCGAGAAGGACAAGAUGUAAGUUUGUCCUGCAAAGCAGAAGGCAGACCUCUUCCGAGAAUAUUAUGGAGGAGAGAAGAUGGAGCCAACAUACAGUUAAGAAACGAAGCAGGAGAGCUUCGAAAAGUGGACAUGUUCAUGGGCCCAAGCUUGAACCUGUCGAAGGUAGAACGGCGACAGAUGGGCGCAUAUCUCUGUAUUGCGUCAAAUGAUGUACCGCCGUCAGUCAGCAAACGCAUUCUUCUUAGUGUAACUUUUCCACCAUCAACUUUAGUAGCAACAAAAGUAAUCGGCGUGCCCACUGGCUCGCAAGCGAGGAUGGAAUGCUUUGUAGAGGCAUUUCCACAAGCCAUACACUACUGGCUGAAAAGUGGAGAGGAAAUGAUUCUUUCUGGGGGCAAACAUGAAAUAUCUGAAGAAAGAAUUUCUUUGUAUCAGUUGCGAACUAUUUUAGUGAUAUCACAAUUUGAGUCUCAUGAUGUUGGAACGUAUACCUGCGUGGCUACUAACACGUUAGGGAAGGCUGAAGGCACUUUACGAUUAUAUGAAAUAAAAAUAACAACAACGACGACAACGACGACGACAACAACCACAACUACAACAACAACAACGACAACAACGACAACUCCUGCGCCUACAACAACGGAGCAGCGAUUUGCCGUGCCACUUCAACCUGCGGAACAAAAGUUUUAUACACCGGAUGUCACUACGUAUGACACAAUGCAGAACGUGAUUGAACAGUCUGUCCUCGACAACAACUGGAUACCAACUGCUGACUCCGCGGGAGCGGCACAUCAAGCACUCUCGUUGACAUCACUGACCGUGAUUGUCGUGCUACCAUAUUUAAAUAGCAUUUUUAGUUAUAGUUUAUACCCGCUCAUUUUUACAGCUAGCAAUAUUUAUAUAAUAGAACAGGGUGCGAGAUGA
This is a messenger RNA of Arctia plantaginis, 1389 nucleotides long. The record is from the annotation of a GenBank genome assembly. Lineage: Eukaryota; Metazoa; Arthropoda; Insecta; Lepidoptera; Erebidae.